GCUUCAUCUCCCCAGCUUUCAUCUCCAUUCCAUCCUCCUUAUCUUCUAUUCUCCCUCUUCUCUUCCUUCUCUGCACCUGUUCUUGCUCUGGGAGGUUCGAUCGGGCAGUAGUCGUUCCAUCUUAACGUUGAUUAUCUUCUCUUCUAUCCCGUCCUUCUAUCACCCUUCUUCCCAUAAUGCAGAGAGCUCUUUCUUCCAGGACGUCUGUCCUUUCCGCUGCCUCCAAGCGGGCUACUUUUUCCAAGCCCGCUGGUCUUAACCUGCAGCAGCAGCGUUUUGCCCACAAGGAGCUCAAGUUCGGUGUCGAAGCUCGUGCUCAGCUCCUCAAGGGUGUUGACACUCUGGCCAAGGCCGUGACCUCGACUCUUGGUCCUAAGGGUCGUAACGUCCUUAUCGAGUCUCCCUAUGGCUCUCCUAAGAUCACCAAGGAUGGUGUCUCUGUUGCCAAGGCCAUCACUCUCCAAGACAAGUUCGAGAACCUCGGUGCUCGCCUCCUCCAGGAUGUCGCUUCCAAGACCAACGAAAUUGCUGGUGACGGUACCACCACCGCUACCGUCCUUGCCCGUGCCAUCUUCUCUGAGACCGUCAAGAACGUUGCUGCUGGCUGCAACCCCAUGGAUCUGCGCCGCGGUAUCCAGGCUGCUGUUGAUGCUGUCGUCGACUACCUCCAGAAGAACAAGCGUGACAUCACCACCGGUGAGGAGAUCGCUCAGGUUGCUACUAUCUCCGCCAACGGUGACACCCACAUCGGUAAGCUGAUUUCCACCGCCAUGGAGCGUGUCGGCAAGGAGGGCGUCAUCACUGUCAAGGAGGGCAAGACCAUUGAAGAUGAGCUCGAGGUCACCGAGGGUAUGCGCUUCGACCGUGGAUACACCUCCCCCUACUUCAUCACCGAUGCCAAGUCUCAGAAGGUUGAGUUCGAGAAGCCCCUGAUUCUGCUGUCUGAGAAGAAGAUCUCCGCCGUUCAGGACAUCAUCCCCGCCCUCGAGGCCUCCACCACCCUCCGCCGCCCCCUGGUCAUCAUCGCCGAGGACAUUGAGGGUGAGGCUCUCGCCGUCUGCAUUCUGAACAAGCUCCGUGGCCAGCUGCAGGUUGCUGCUGUCAAGGCUCCUGGAUUCGGUGACAACCGCAAGAGCAUCCUUGGCGAUCUUGCCGUCCUUACCAACGGUACCGUCUUCACUGACGAGCUCGACAUCAAGCUCGAGAAGCUCACCCCCGACAUGCUUGGUUCCACCGGCGCCAUCACCAUCACCAAGGAGGAUACCAUCAUCCUGAACGGCGAGGGCAGCAAGGACGCCAUUGCCCAGCGCUGCGAGCAGAUCCGCGGUGUCAUGGCGGACCCCAGCACCUCCGAAUACGAGAAGGAGAAGCUCCAGGAGCGUUUGGCUAAGCUCUCUGGCGGUGUUGCCGUCAUCAAGGUCGGUGGUGCCUCCGAGGUUGAGGUUGGUGAGAAGAAGGACCGUGUUGUCGACGCUCUCAACGCUACCCGCGCCGCUGUUGAGGAGGGUAUCCUCCCCGGUGGUGGUACCGCCCUUCUCAAGGCCUCCGCCAACGGCCUCGACAACGUCAAGCCCGAGAACUUCGACCAGCAGCUCGGUGUCAGCAUCAUCAAGAACGCCAUCACCCGCCCCGCUCGCACCAUUGUUGAGAACGCCGGUCUCGAGGGCAGCGUCAUUGUCGGCAAGCUGACCGACGAGUUCGCCAAGGACUUCAACCGCGGUUUCGACAGCUCCAAGGGCGAGUACGUCGACAUGAUCUCUAGCGGUAUCCUUGAUCCCCUCAAGGUCGUUCGCACCGCUCUGCUCGAUGCCAGCGGUGUCGCCUCCCUGCUCGGUACCACCGAGGUUGCUAUCGUUGAGGCUCCUGAGGAGAAGGGCCCUGCUGCUCCCGGCGGCAUGGGUGGUAUGGGCGGCAUGGGCGGCAUGGGUGGUGGCAUGUUCUAAGCUGCUCCCAGCUUCCUUUGCUAGCCUGGCCUCUUCCAUGAUUUAAAGGUUUCUCUUCCCUUCGAGCGUGUCUUUGCAUGUACGAGCAUUUUCUGAUAUAUCGGUGUUGAGAAUUUUCUGUAAUAUUUCCUUUGUUUCUGAUGUGUUACACGCCUGACUGCCCCUUCACCUACUCCGACUUCGUCCUAUACCUCGAUACUCAUGUCUACCUCUUCGAUCCGCCUCCUCUUUGAUUGACUCGAUCAACAUCUCCACUCCAUCCCAUUGGGCAUAAAAAGUCUUAGGGAGUCCUGUGUAUCAUAUAUGUACUUUAUGCAGUCUACGACAG
Messenger RNA from Aspergillus novofumigatus IBT 16806, 2271 nucleotides. It is a transcript of the gene hsp60, whose product is annotated as chaperone ATPase HSP60. Lineage: Eukaryota; Fungi; Ascomycota; Eurotiomycetes; Eurotiales; Aspergillaceae. Gene Ontology annotation, biological process: mitochondrial unfolded protein response; protein refolding; protein import into mitochondrial intermembrane space. The transcript is spliced from 3 exons. Gene Ontology annotation, molecular function: protein-folding chaperone binding; ATP binding; ATP-dependent protein folding chaperone. The record is from RefSeq and is a predicted model, not a curated record. Gene Ontology annotation, cellular component: mitochondrial inner membrane; mitochondrial matrix. Bases 177 to 1943 code for a protein of 588 amino acids.